This is a messenger RNA of Ectocarpus siliculosus, 1558 nucleotides long. The record is from the annotation of a GenBank genome assembly. Lineage: Eukaryota; Phaeophyceae; Ectocarpales; Ectocarpaceae.
UCGCCCGCAGCGAGCCAGGCACACAGCACAGCAACGGACGACAGGUUACCGGAGCACACAUAGACCGAGGAUAAGCGAUCGUUCAAGUCCGUGGAAGAGAUGGACGAGGAUGAGCUCAUCGUGCCGCAGUCGGUGGAGACUGGGGACACGGUCAAGAUGAAGCAGAUCAUGGAUGAUGCCGUCAUCAAGGCCGUGCUGGAGAUGGGGUACGAGGAGGACCACACCCUUAACAACGCCAAGCUGGCCGUGAUGGCCCUGGCGUGCGUCUUCGCAGUCACGGCGCAGUUCUGGCCGCAGCCCUUUCCGGAGAGCCGAGCCCUCCUCGCAGUCUGCUGCGUCAGCUACUUCGCCUGCAGCUUUUGUCUGCACUUGAUCGUCACCUACUGGGAGAAGGACCUCAUUCUCGCCACCGCAAGAAGCUCAAGCCGAUCUAUGGGGAAGGGGAUUUUUGUGCGGACAGACUUUCCUCGGUUCGACGAGAUGUUCACCGUGUCCGCGGAGGAGAGGAAGCCGGGAUCCAAGCCAAUCGAAGAGCAAUGGAACGUGGGGAAAUACUUUGAUUACGAGGGUAACUUUGACGAGUGGGGGAUGGGGGAUGCAGUGAAGAAGCUGGUGACCAGGCUGGAGAAGCGCGCAAGAGACAGGAAGAAGAAGGAGAAAAAAGAAAAGAGCGAGUCCAAGAAGUCCAAGUAGUAGAAUAGCAUCCGGUCGUGAUCUCGGAGUUUGCGGUGGUUUAAGUAGUCGUGAUGUAAACUCAUGGCGGGUAAGGAGGGCAUCAUUUUUUUUUUUUAUUGUAGAGCUACCUGUCACAGAUUGCGGCCGUGGGUAUGCACGAGGAUUGCACAAAUCAUGGGGGUGGUUCGUUUGUGUUGUUGCCCUUCUUGACCUCCGGCAUACAGCAGUCGUGCUCACGUUCAAGGAUACGGCGUCCGCUAAAUGCAAAUACGGCUUCUAGUUUUAAGCGCAUUUCCCCGCUUCUAACGACACUUUUUUGUGAAGAGAAAGUCACGAAUUCUUAAACGCGGGGGCGGCUGUAUCUGGACACUUUCUUGUGUGGGAAACAUGGCAAGAGACAGAAAGCGAAGAGAUACCCUCCUUACCCGGGCAUUUUUGUUUUCGUUCGUUGGGUGUACAAGACAGCAAACACGCGCUACUGCUGCAGUAGUUCUUGGUGUUCGCCCACGCUUGGAAUUGGGAAAUGAUCGAAGAGUCACGAUGCUGAGGUUAACUGUAGUAGGUGGGAUGUGGCCUGUUCGUUGCCCGCCCGCCGUGUCUCGGCUGCAACAACGCUUGAUGCACUCCACCUCCUUCCUGUUAUAUCUAUCUACGUCUGGAAUAGCGCUUCUAUUCGACUCUUUGAGCGUGCGUUCGUGCGGAGAGGCCUGAACAGUUUUCCUGAAGAGUUUCGCAAGCAAGCGUGUGCGUGUUGGGUGUGACUGUGAGACGCAUCGUCCUCGCCAUAUGUGCACCCGCCCUGCCUCUGGUAGAUGUAGGUAGCAGCUGGCUGCUUUUAGCGACUCGCGUCAGUGUUACCGUGAACGACGAUUGAUUGUGCACC